Plasmodium knowlesi strain H is the source of this 10002-nucleotide messenger RNA. Its product is annotated as CCR4-NOT transcription complex subunit 1, putative. The transcript has a single exon. Gene Ontology annotation, biological process: nuclear-transcribed mRNA catabolic process, deadenylation-dependent decay. Lineage: Eukaryota; Apicomplexa; Aconoidasida; Haemosporida; Plasmodiidae. Bases 1 to 10002 code for a protein of 3333 amino acids. Gene Ontology annotation, cellular component: P-body; CCR4-NOT core complex. Gene Ontology annotation, molecular function: molecular adaptor activity. The record is from RefSeq and is a predicted model, not a curated record.
AUGAAUAACAAUUUCAACAUAAAUGUUCAGGUGGACAAUGCGUUCCUCAGUGAACAUGAGGUUGAGGUGAAUGGGUAUUUCGCGAAACUGUACACGGGGGAAAUUACAGUGGACACGAUGAUAGAUAUCAUGAAGAGCUUGUCAUGUUCUCCCAAAGGGUCCAAAAAUAAUGAUGUGUAUAAAUCAAUGUUAUUAAUUCUCUUUAAUGAGUGUAGGUUCUUCCCAAAAUAUCCCUCAGAAGAGCUGAACACCACUGCACAGCUAUUUGGAAAAUUAGUAAAGCACAACUUAUUAUUAUCCUAUGGCAAUACCCUGGCCGUUGCAUUGAAGUGCAUUCUGGAAGCUCUUAAAAAAGGAAAUGAUACUAAAAUGUUCAACUUUGGAAUUACGGCUUUGGAACAGUUUGAAGAUUCUCUAAUAUGUUACCCUAGUUUUUUGUCUUCCUUAAUAGCCGUUACUACCUUAAGGCAGUACAACCCGCAAUACAUUAUUCAUUGCAGCAAUUUAUUGAACACCCUUCCAGAGCACUUCAGAAGUUUACCUUACAUAGAUGCGUCUACAAUAUUAAAAAUAAAACACCUCGCAGAAAUUGGUGCAAACAGUAGUACAACUGAAACGAAUAUAUCUCAGGCGUCUACUGAUGAGGUCAACAAAAUUUCAACUCAUAAUGUCAAUAAUUUCAAGAAUAUAAAUAAUUUAAUUUCCUCCAUGGGCACAACCAUGCCUACGGGCCUUGUCAACAAUACAACUCUAAGUAACAUCCUCAGCGGUUCGAGCAACAGCACCGGUAAUAACAAUAACAGCGUUAUCGCCAACGCCCUGAACAAUAUGCUUAAGGGAAGCAGCGGCAAUGGCGCCAAUGUAGCUAAUGAAAACGUGCUAUCCUACAUCAGUGACAUUUUACCAAAUAACUCAAGCCCUGUGCAACACCACCCACAUUUGCAGUCCAACCUGCAAAGCAAUCAGCCAAUCAGCCAGCAAGGCAAUCAUCACACCCUAAUUAGAACUGAUAAUGUUCUUAAGAAUAAAAACAUAAACGAUAACAUGAACGAUAACAUAAAAGGUAACAUGAACGAUAACAUAAAAGGUAACAUGAACGAUAACAUAAAAGGUAACAUAAACGAUAACAUAAACGUUAACGUAAAUAGUAACUUCAACGUAACCAUAAACACCUCGUCCUCGCCGGUUAAGAACCAAAACAUCACUACCAAUGUGAACCUACUAAACGGCGAUAAGCCAAGCACCCCGUUUGGUGCCAUGAGUCAGCUUUAUUCCAAUCGGUCCUACAUAUCUCCAAAUGGAAGCAACCCAAUUAACCGAAUUUUAACCACCCAGGAAAACCCGUUCAACCUUGGGGGUAGGGAAAUUGUAUCCCUCAGUAACGCUUCCAUACUCAACGAGCAUGCAGGAGAAAUCGGAAUGAGCACAUUGAUCGAUGGUUCCAAAUAUGCCAGUACGCCAGAAGGAAUCAAACUCCCGAAUGUUAAUCUGAAUGACGAUAAGGGUGAAGGCAUCGGCAUGACCAUUGGCAACAACGUAGUAAGUGACAAUCCAACCAGCAGGGACAAAGAGGAGCAAUUGUGCCAAAUAAUGGAAUCGUUCUAUGAUCGAGUGCAGGUUAAGCUUCCACCAAAUUUAAGCCUAAACAACAUCGGGGGGUUCGGAUUAGGCCAAAUAGAAUGCCUAAUGGACAAUACAGAUUUAACCAAAAAUAUUACUGUACCGUCACCUCUAAUAAUAGGCGAAGUUUUUAGCAUUUUUAACACACUCUGCUCAUUCAAUAUUGAUGAAAAAAUUAAAAUAUUAAAAGAAGUUAUGCAGCCAGAGCACUACAACUGGCUAGCCUUUUACAUUGUUAAAUCCAGGGCCUCCAAGGAAGUAAACCUUCACGAAGUUUUCCUGGAAUUUAUUGAUAAACUAAGCUAUCCUAUGCUUAUGGAUACCAUCAUCAAUAUGACAUACGACUGCAUACUCAUCCUGUUCAAAUACAUAAACGAAUUGAAAGAAGUUAGUGCAUUUAAAACAGUUCUGAAAAAUUUAGGCUCCUGGUUAGGGUUCAUAACUUUAGGGAGAAAUAGACCCCUAAAAUCGAAAAUCUUAGAUCUAAAGUUAGUUCUAUUUGAAGCCUACGAAAAAGGCUGCCUAGUUUGCAUACUACCAAUGGUAUGCAGAAUUUUAGAAUCUAUAAAAUUAUCGAAAAAUUUUAAGCCCCCCAAUCCUUGGACCACAACUAUGCUAUGCUUACUGACAGAAAUACAUGAACUCCCAAAUGUCAAGACGUACACAAUAUUUGAGGUAGAAAUUCUGUUUAAAAAUCUGGCCUUAGAUAUUCAUGCUUUUCAGAAUAAAACCACCCUACUGAGUAAGCGAAGUGCCGCACAAAAUAGAAAAAGUGAGUUGCGCAUACCAAAAGGUGAUAGCAACAACCAGGAGAAUAGUACCGCUUUACCUGUAAGUGAGGAUCUGAAAAAUCUCACCCAUAGGGAAGGCCGAACAAAUUUUAUUAAUAGUCAUAUAGGUAGAGUAGAAGGUGAAUUGACUCUACACCCGAGAAUGGACGAGCGAGAAAAUGCAGCAAAUGUUAGCGUCAGGGAUAUGCCAAGUAGUGCGCGAAGUAGUGUGCCAAAUAAUGUGCUACCGAGGCCCAAGUUCAUCCCGGAAAAAGUGGAGUACACUAGAAGAAACAAUAACCUUCCAAAUUAUAACGUUGAUUAUGUCGAUUCCGAAUGGAGCAAAGAUGAUGCCGACAGAGUUAAUGCCUUGACAAAUGACAUGACCUUAGUUUCCACUUUUCCACCCCCAGAUAUAAAUCUAAUAAAUUCUAGCUACCACAAGAAGGUGCCUGGUAUCGGAGGUAAAAAUCUAAAUACGAUGGAUGAGCAACAUCCAUCCAAUGUGAGCUAUGCCACUGGUGCUAGCUAUAUCCGCAAUAUCAAUUCUUAUAACAACGCCGAUUAUUAUGACAACGGUAACGACUACUACGACGGUACUGCCAACUACUACAACAGUAACGACAAUAUGGAUACCCCUGAAAUUUCCAUUGACAGCAAUUUAAUUAAUAACAAAAUUAACAGUAGUAAGUUUUUGCAGAGCCUGAACAGUGCAGUGGUUAUAUCUCCAUCCAUAGCCCUUUUUCAAAUCCAGCCAGGUUUAAAAAGCCUUGUUACUAUAGCGUUCUAUCAAGCCAUUAGGGAAAUCAUCUCGGCUAUAUUAGACCGAUCUGUAGCUAUAUCUUGUGUUACAACGAGAGAAGUUGUAUGUAAGGAUUUCUGCCUAGAAAAAGAUGAAUCUCUAAUUCGGAAAGCGGCCCAUAUUAUGAUUUCAUCGCUAGCUGGUUCGUUAGCCUUAGUUACUUGUAAAGAACCUCUGCGUAUUUCGCUAACGCAUCAUUUGAGACAUUGGUUAGAAAAAACAAGCACGAAGGAUUGCAACGACCAGGUUUUAAUCGAACAAGUGGUUCAAAUUCUAAGUGCAGAUAACCUAGAAUUAGGUUGCAGUCUAGUCGAACAAGCAGUCAUUGAAAAGGCUAUCAAAGACAUUAAUGAAGCCUUGGAACCUACACUUUUAUCCAGACAAGUAGCAAAAGAGAAUAGAAUCACUCUUAAUGAUCCCAUUCAUCUUAUGAACACGAAAAAAGUGCAACUAGAAAUGGCCCACCAUCUAAAGUUAGUAUCGCCUGUGACGAAUAAUCAGCUCCAAAUAUAUAAAGAUUUCCUAAACAUAGCCCCGCUGAAAAAAUUACAUGCCGCUGCGAAGGCGCUAGCCAAACUGUACACAAAAGUAAACGAUGUGAAUGUAGGCAAUAAUCAACAGGGAGGUGGUACCCUCAUGCAUGCCUUGUUCUCAAAUUCGAACUUACAGAAGAAGGAAGAAAAAAUAGAAUAUCCUAAUAAUAUGAACGAGGAGAAGCGGACAGUUAAUGAACCCUCAAUUGGAAUGCCAAAAGGUGAUCCCACGGUAGCCAGAAAGACCAACACAGAUUACAAUAUAAAUGGUGCUAUAAAGACGGAACAAAGUGCGAACAACGCGAAACGGAAUGUAGAUGAAAAUACACCCCUUCAGUCCAAUUCCCCAUCAGCAAUCCCAUCAGCAAUCCCAUCAGCAAUCCCAUCAGCAACCCCAUCGGCAACCCCAUCAGCAACCCCAUCAGCAACCCCAUCGGCAACCUCAUCAGCAACCCCAUCAGCAACCCCAUCAGCAACCCCAUCAGCCACAAAUUCAGCGCUGAAUAAAAUUCUGAACAAAUUAGAACUUGCGACUAACCAACUUAAAGACGCCGUUAAGGACAUCCUCAUUUUACCCCCCAUAUUGUUUAACAUAAAUAACGAAAAGGCAUGCGACAAUAUUAACAAAAUCAGUCUUCACAUUUUGUAUAGCCUGUCUGUGGAUGGAAGCAUAUUUAACCUAAUUAAAUCCAUCCCAGAAAUAGCAGCGCUAACACAACAUAAAAACGAGACAAUCAUUUCAUAUUCAAACAGAAUUUAUAAGUUUCUUUUUGAGGUUAUCCCCGCUAACAAUAAUAAAACACCUUGGGUUUAUCGAUCUAAUGACCCGUCUGGCAUAUACUUGGAAGUAUUUUUGUGCAUCCUGGAGAAGCUGAAAAAGAAAUGUCCCUCCUUAAAAGAACACAUAACGAAUUUUAUAAUGUCGGAUUAUUCUUCAUCACCUUCGAAUGACAACUCACCAACUUGUAGUAACUCCCUUUUUUCCGCAUCGAAUUUGGUGAAGGAGAAAGAACCAGACAAUGUAUCCAAAGUGAGAAGCGAAUUAUCCUCCCCAACGAAUAGCAACUCAAAUCAGGGGGGCCACCAAAACAAGGACCAUUCAGAAGCAAAGUUUCACAAUAAAGGUAUGUACAAACUCAAUGCAAAUGUGAUAAGUGGAUUCAUAAGGUACAACUUGAUUGACAUGCAGAAAUAUAAAAAUUAUCUUGUGAGGCAACUCAGCACAGAUAUAGAUAACAUCCAUUCCAAUACAGAAUUUGUCAUUGUACUGUUGAGAAAUAUAUUAAUCGAUUUCAAAAUUUUCAGAUACAGGGAUUUUGAAAAUAUAUUCAUCAUUUUAAAUAAUCUAAAGGAUCAGAACAUUCUGACCAACAAAAUUUGUUUUUUCAACGACACCCCCCCAAUUGAUACCAACGUCGCCAUCGAAAUGUUAACUCAGGAAGCCAAAAAGAUUGAGGGAAAAAAAGAUGUCGUCAUUUUUUCAGACCUGCUACAAGUUUAUGAGGAAUAUUUAAAAAGCGAUGAUGAACAUGAUGAUGAGCAUGACGAUGAACAUGACGAUGAGCGUGACGAUGAGCGUGACAAUAAGCAUGACAAUAAGCAUGACAAUAAGCAUGACCAGGAGAAGGAUCAAAUGAUGCUCCCAGUGGGGAUGGACAGGAAUGUCACCGAUGAGGAGAGUAAAAAGGGACAAGUACAAAAUGGUAGAAAUUCACAACACGCCCAGGGCGAAAGUGGAACAAAGCGGGAGGAUGGCUUGAAUUACUCAAAUGACACACCAAAUGUAAGAGAAGAAGAAAAAAAAACAUUCGAAUUGAAAUGUACAAAGACAAAUAAGAACUUUCAUCUGAACGAAAUAAAAAAAAGCGAGUUGUUGAAAAACCCACUGGAAUAUUUUAAAGGGGACUAUAACCAGUUAAGUGCAGAUCUUUUAAGCGCCCUAACUGAGGAGCAGGAUUUCGACAAAAUUCAAAAUGAACUAAAAAGCGUCGACAAUUUUGGUCUAUUAGACGUGGAAGGCAUCAAGGUACCCACGGGUGAAGAUGUGAACCUGCUCAAGAAAGACGGAAAGGCCAAGUCCACCCUCAGUACGAGCACUAGCACCAACAAUAAGAGCAAUGUGGACGAUAUCACCAUAUGUAAGAAGAACAAGAGAAACGGAGCAAAUGCACUUCUUUGCCAGUCAAGGCCACAAGCGAAGAGGGAAUACAGGAAAAAUCUAAGAAUUUUAAUGAACCCAAAAUAUAUAACCACCCUGACCCAGAUAAUCGAUUUCUGCCUGAACACGGACUGGAAUAUACUGCAAAAGAAAAAAAAUAAUACAUAUUUCAAGGACAAAGGGGUGGGAGGUAUCAGAGUAGUUCCCAAACCGAAGAAAAUUCCAAAACAACAUGAACAGAUCAUUAGUAUAUUUUUCUUUCAGUGGAUAAAAUUAAUCAACCUUAAGAAUGUGGAUAAUCCAAACCAGAGCUAUGUUAAAUUUUUUCAAAACAUAUCCAACCAAGGAUUGCUACGAAUUGAUAACAACACGGAUAAUUUCUUUGCUGUGUGCAUUUAUAAAGCUGUGGAAGGAGGGACCUGUAUUAGCACCGUCAAUACCAAUGGACCCAUAAUCGAAAGGGGGAAAACCACCAACGCGUUAGAUAGUGCUAACAGAUCAAAUGGAAACAAGGAGUCGGAUUUUCUAGGCGCUACAAAUUGUGAACACCAAAACAAUAACACUUCGCUAACAUCAGAGAAAAGAGAAUUCCCAAAGGAAGGAAAUGAUCACACCCAAGGGGGGUACGUAAAAGGGGACAAUAAUAUAUCGAACGAUGUAGGCCUUCCCACUGAUGAAACUAAAACCUGUGGAGGAAACGAUGAAUCCUCCCACUUGUACAAAAACAAUGUGAUAAACAAAAAUGCAGAAGAGGGCCCACAAUGUUUUGAUAAAAAUGAAAGACAAGCAGAAAAGACAAAUAGCAACGAAACAAAAGAACCAAGAGAAAAAAAUAACAGCAGCAGCAAAUGCUCCCAAGUUUCGGAUGAAAAUUAUUCCUACAUAGAAUCAACAAAUUUAACUUUUUAUUCAAAUAUUUCCGAUUAUGAGCAGUCUCUUUCGGAUGACGAAGAAGAAUUCGACCUUGACCCCUUAUCAAGAAAACAGAGGAUGAUAAAAAAAAUGCAGUUAAAAAAGAACCAAAUGUUGAGGAAUUUAUCUUCUGCCAUCAAUGGAUCCGCAGACAUCGAUUUUGUGUCAAACUCUGAAAAAGAAUUUAACAAAUCGGAUGCCCAUUUCAAGAUGAGGAGGAGGAACAAUGAUGGUUGUCAGAAUGAAAUGGAUUACCAUUUGGAAGGCAGUUAUAAGGCGGUAAGUCAGGACGGAAGUGCAGAUGAGGGGGAAGACGAAGCGGAAGAAGCGGAUGAAACGGAGGAUCAACUGGAUGAGGUGAUAGAUGAGGUGCUAGAUGAGGCAGAUUUGGAUGAUGAGGUGGAAGAGGAGGAAGCACCAGUGGAUGAGCUAGUAGCAGACCAUGUGGAAGUGAAUGAAACGGAGGAUGAGGAAGAAGAUGACAACGAUGAUGAGGUUGGUGAUGGUAAUGACGAAGUGGAUGAAGACAUGGAAGAAGAUGAUGUGGUGGUGCAGGAUGACGAGGAAGGAGAAACUCAAAUUGAGAGCGACGAAGAAGACGAAACGGAUGCUGAGGAGGACGACGCCAACGGAACGGACGAGGAGGAAGAAACGCAGGUACAGGAUGGCGAUCACGGCAGUGAGAGUUACGAGAUGGAGGAGGAAGAAGAAGAAGAGCAGCAACCAUGGAAACAGUUGGAAGAGGGAAAAGAAGAAAUUGAUGAGAUAGAAUCCAGUGAAGAAGAGACCUGCGAGGAUGAGGUCGAUGUGGAAGAUACCCACAACAAUGACGACAGUGAAGACGAGGACAUAUACCACUACCAUCUCGACCUGCGCGAUAGCUAUGCCUGUGGACAUGCGGAGGAAGGCACUUCUAGUGUAGAGAAGCCUACGAAACUGGAAGGAAAUUCCCAGUUAGAUGACACUAUUGACACUCUGUCGCUUGAUGGCCUGGCGAAAAUGAUAAUUUGUAUGAUGAAACUAGUUGACACGCAACAAAUUUCGCCAUUUAUUCUGUUCCAAAAAGUGAUGAACGUAUUUUGUAGAAUCGUAGUGAAGGAAUCUAGAAGGAAUAAAAGGAACUUUAACCAAAGACCAUACUUUCGCCUCUUCCUAUCUAUCCUUGUCGAAAUAAAUAAAAACGAGAAAUAUUUUGAACAAUCGUACAAUAAGUUAAUCCUAGCCCUGGGAUAUUAUCUGUGUAUUCUGAACCCAUUACGUGUACCCACAUUUGUCUUCGCCUGGCUAGAAUUGAUUAGCCACAAAUUAUUUCUACCAAAAAUAUUGAAAACGUCCAAAGGGUGGUGUAUAUACAACAAGUUACUAAUUUACUUGUUAGAAUUCCUCUAUGUGUUUCUAAAAAAUGCGUAUCUAACCCCACCCAUAAAAAUACUCUACAGAGGGACACUUAGAAUGCUCCUAAUCUUGCUGCACGAUUUUCCAGAAUUCCUUUGUGUAUACAAUUUCUCAUUUUGUAACUCCAUCCCCUUAAAUUGUGUCCAGUUGAGGAAUCUAAUCCUGUCCGCCUUCCCAAGGAAUCUUAAGCUUCCCCAUCCAUUUUAUCCGAAUUUGAAAGUAGACCUCCUACCAGAAAUGAAGAUAGUACCAGUUAUCCUAAACAACUUCACGUUUAUUCUAAUUGACUAUAAUAUAAAGAAGUACAUCGAUGAUUAUUUCAUCACCAGAAAUACUAUCUCCUUAAAAAAAAUUCAAAAAAAAUUACUUGUCAAAAAUAAAAUGAAAGCUUUAUAUUUGAAAACCAAGUACAACAUAGCAUUGAUAAAUGCCCUAGUGUUAUAUAUUGGCAUGUCACUUCCUCCACAUAUUUUAAUGAUUGAUAAAGUUUCAGAAUCUCAUCCUGCACUGGAAAUAAUCCUACACCUGACAUAUACGUUAGACAUGGAAGGAAGAUAUUAUUUACUCUCCUCCAUCGCCAACCAUUUGAGAUACCCAAAUGCUCACACUCACUACUUUUCUUGUCUCCUCCUCUGGAUUUUUAACAUUUCAAAAAUGGAAAUUGUAAAUGAACAAAUUACUGGAAUUUUGCUAGAGAGGCUAAUAGUUCAUAGACCGCACCCCUGGGGACUACUCAUUACCUUUAUUGAGCUUAUUAAAAAUCCCAUCUUUAAAUUUUGGCAGUGUUCCUUUGUACGUGCUAACCCCGAGAUAGAAAAAUUGUUUCAAUCCAUAGCGCACUCGUGUCUCGUCAAUCAGAUGGAACACUUCAGCGGGGUGAACGGUGCCAGCGGAGUCAACAGUGUCAACGGUGUCACCGCAUUUGCAGCAGAUAGCCCAAUUAACGGAAUCAAUCAGGGUACCACAAAUACACACACAAGGAGCGAUGCGAACCCCACCAAUGCGAGAAAUUUCCCCCCCUCUAACGACAGGAUCAACCCCAACUUGAAAAUGUUUACCCUACCAAAUGAGCCCCAUUCCAAUAAAAUCGUAUCCAAUUCUUAUCACAACAACCAAGGCAACAACACAAAUAGAUACACCCAAAGGAAUGAACACACUGUAAAUGGAAAUGUUGGCAUGAAUAACCACUUCGCCCAUAGCAGUAACGUUGAUCUUUUCAAAAAAGCAAUGAGUGGCGACCACCUAAACGGAUAUGCAGGAAAAGGCAACCUCCAUCCCAGUGCCUUUGAACAACCCCCCAGGGUUCAUCCCAAUAUGGUAAGAAGUUACAUGAAUUACAAUGAUAGUAGUUCAGUCGAUACAAAGAAUUGUAACCACCCCAAUAAUCGCGUUGUUCAGAGAAACAAUCAUUCCUUCAGUGGGUAUGCCAUCCCUCCACAUGUACUUGCAGAAGGUAACACCCGCAGUGAUUUUUACCACCCCACAAAUUUACAACACUUGCUUGGUAAAAAUAAUAAAAUUGUAGAUAUUGAUGGUCACAGCGAUUUCGCAGAAAUGCAAAGGGGAAUGCCGAAUGGUAGCAUUUCUACCAAUGAAAGUGCAAGGAAUGCACUCCCCGUUAGAGGUAUGCAUGCGGUCAUGGGAAGUGGUACAAAUAUUGCGCUUCAUGCCAACUACCACCCGAACCGAAACCUCAUCAACAGCAACAUGAAUCUUAAUUCGCGUAAACACAGCGUAGAGAGUUUGAUUAAUCUAGCCAACUAUUCAGACAUGAAAAACGUCAGCAGUAAUGCAAACCACGGAGGGCACUGA